Molecule: messenger RNA, 1874 nt
Organism: Oldenlandia corymbosa var. corymbosa
Lineage: Eukaryota; Viridiplantae; Streptophyta; Magnoliopsida; Gentianales; Rubiaceae
Source: the annotation of a GenBank genome assembly
AUUUAAUCUCCCACUUUAUAUAAAAACCACCACUAGGGUUCAUCUCUGCGCAUUCUCUCACUUAGCUGAGGUUCUGCGCUUCGAUCGAGUGGUGAAAAUCUCUCUCGCUCGAUCCUAAUUUCGAAUUGUUCCUUAAGAAUCCUUAGGAAAAAUGAGAGAAAUCCUUCAUGUUCAAGGAGGACAGUGCGGUAACCAGAUUGGUUCAAAGUUUUGGGAAGUUGUCUGCGAUGAGCAUGGCAUAGAUCCAACUGGACGAUAUGUGGGUACUUCAGAUUUGCAAUUGGAGCGUGUGAAUGUGUACUAUAAUGAGGCAUCCUGUGGGAGGUUUGUUCCUCGUGCUGUGCUAAUGGAUCUGGAGCCUGGUACCAUGGACAGUGUUCGUACUGGUCCUUAUGGGCAGAUCUUCAGGCCUGAUAACUUUGUCUUUGGUCAAUCUGGUGCUGGAAACAACUGGGCCAAAGGUCAUUAUACUGAGGGUGCUGAGCUUAUUGACUCUGUUCUUGAUGUAGUGAGGAAGGAAGCUGAAAACUGUGACUGUCUUCAAGGUUUCCAAGUGUGCCACUCACUUGGUGGAGGAACUGGUUCUGGUAUGGGUACCUUGUUGAUUUCUAAGAUCAGGGAGGAGUACCCUGAUAGAAUGAUGCUCACAUUCUCAGUGUUCCCAUCCCCAAAGGUUUCAGACACUGUUGUGGAGCCAUAUAAUGCAACACUCUCAGUGCAUCAGCUUGUUGAGAAUGCAGAUGAAUGCAUGGUGCUUGACAAUGAAGCUUUGUAUGAUAUUUGCUUCAGAACUCUGAAGCUUACCACCCCAAGCUUUGGUGACUUGAAUCACUUGAUUUCUGCAACCAUGAGUGGUGUGACUUGCUGCCUCCGUUUCCCUGGUCAACUGAACUCUGAUCUAAGGAAGCUUGCUGUCAACUUGAUCCCAUUCCCCCGUUUACACUUUUUCAUGGUUGGUUUUGCUCCUUUGACUUCCCGUGGUUCUCAGCAGUACCGUGCUCUUACAGUGCCAGAGCUUACCCAGCAAAUGUGGGAUGCCAAGAACAUGAUGUGUGCUGCGGAUCCCCGUCAUGGACGUUACUUGACGGCAUCAGCUAUGUUCAGGGGCAAGAUGAGCACUAAGGAAGUUGAUGAACAAAUGAUCAACGUCCAGAACAAGAACUCAUCCUACUUUGUUGAAUGGAUUCCAAACAAUGUCAAGUCCAGUGUUUGUGACAUCCCACCUAGAGGACUUUCAAUGGCGUCCACCUUCAUUGGUAACUCCACUUCCAUCCAAGAAAUGUUCAGGAGAGUCAGUGAGCAAUUCACUGCUAUGUUUAGGAGGAAAGCUUUCUUGCAUUGGUACACUGGUGAAGGUAUGGAUGAAAUGGAGUUCACUGAAGCUGAGAGCAACAUGAACGACCUGGUUUCAGAGUAUCAGCAAUACCAGGAUGCUACUGCAGAUGAUGAAGGUGAAUAUGACGAUGAGGAGGAAGAGGAGGAUAUGCAUGCAUAAGCUUACAUGACUUUCAGAUAGGGAGCACCUGGCUCACCCUGGUUUAUCAUAUUGUUUUCCUUUUCAAUUCUGCCUUCUGGUGGAUACCAAAAAUUGCCUAGUUUUUGUAUCUACCUAAUCCUUAAUAUUGUUGACUAGUGGGGGUUAGACAAGGUUGAGUAUAUGCUGUGUUAUGUACUGUUUUAUUUGCCCUUCUUUGUUUUUCUUUAGCAUUUAUUUGUAGUUUAAGAAAUGACUUAUUGGUGUAUGCUUUGGUGUUUUCUAUUACAUGCUUGGUAUGGUGUCGUUUUCAAACUUAGAUGUAAAGGCAAAUUGGUGUUGCUGUCAUUGAAAGUCUCUUCUCAAGUGAAAUGGUAUUAUUCUGUUUUGAAGAUAAAGA